Sardina pilchardus (European sardine) is the source of this 5351-nucleotide messenger RNA. RefSeq names its product UDP-N-acetyl-alpha-D-galactosamine:polypeptide N-acetylgalactosaminyltransferase 1 (gene galnt1). Gene Ontology annotation, cellular component: Golgi apparatus. NCBI's taxonomy places the organism in Eukaryota, Metazoa, Chordata, Actinopteri, Clupeiformes, Clupeidae. Gene Ontology annotation, molecular function: polypeptide N-acetylgalactosaminyltransferase activity. Gene Ontology annotation, biological process: protein O-linked glycosylation. The record is from RefSeq and is a predicted model, not a curated record. The transcript is spliced from 13 exons. The coding region runs from base 672 to 2345 and encodes 557 amino acids.
GCGAAGCUCACGCGGCCUCACUGCCCUCAAUCCUCCGCCAAUUUACACUAUAAUCAUAAAACAACGGGACGGGCCGCUAGUGCACUGUGAGUAGGACACGCCAUUUACCACACGAACAAGUCGGUCUGUUUAGGCUUUGGACUGCACGUUUAACGGAAUAUUGACUGUGGGGAUUAUUUUUUUCGGUACGGUAAAGUGAAGAGAAGACCUACCUUUCAGAAGACCUGGUUCCGCGCAAGGGUUCGCAACAAUUUGUACCAGUCAGUUAUAGCGAGAAGCUCCAGUGUGUAGCACCCAGUAACGUUUGCAGAUAUCCUUUCUUCCUCCAUUUCAACUCACGCCGGAAGAUCUGGGAAUACCAAUUCUGUUCACCGUUUACGUGUGUGCAAAAGGAACUGUUUCUUCCCCUGAUUUGGUCGCUCCUCGUUCCACUACAUCAAGAUUGGCACAGGAGACACAGGGAUUGCUUGCGGACGGAAUGCGCCUCUCGUAGAAGUAGUUAAAUCGUAUUGAAGAACGAGUGAAUUCUUGUUAUCUUCCGAAAGGGGGCAUGUCGAACUAAGGCCUCAGAAGUGGGAUCGCUCGAGCUCCUCCUGUCAGCUGGAGCUCCCCCGUGAUUGGACGGGAGACCAGUUUGCUCCGCCCACUCCAUACAUACUCACCUGAGCACGAUGAGGAGGUUUGCCUACUGUAAGGUGGUGUUAGCCACGUCUCUGGUGUGGGUGAUGCUGGACAUGUUCAUUCUGCUCUACUUCAGCGAGUGCAACAAGUGUGACGACAAGAAGGAGCGAGGACUACCUGGGAGAGAGUCGGUGGUGCAGAGGUCCCAUGACGGCCCAGGGGAGAUGGGCAAGGCAGUGGUCAUCCCCAAGGACAAGCAGGAGAAGAUGAAGGAAAUGUUCAAGAUCAACCAGUUCAACCUGAUGGCCAGCGAACUCAUCGCCCUCAACCGCUCCCUACCAGACGUCAGGCUAGAGGGGUGUAAGAAUAAGCUGUAUCCUGACGAUCUCCCUCGCACAAGCGUGGUGAUUGUGUUCCACAACGAGGCCUGGACCACCCUGCUGCGCACCGUCCACUCGGUCAUCAACCGCUCACCACGGAAACUACUGGAGGAGAUCGUGCUGGUGGACGAUGCCAGCGAAAGAGACUUCCUGAAGCGUCCGCUGGAGCAGUACGUGCGUAAGCUGGAGGUUCCGGUGCGGGUGGUGCGGAUGGAGCAGCGCUCCGGCCUGAUCCGGGCGCGUCUGCGCGGGGCGGCGCUCUCCACCGGCCAGGUCAUCACCUUCCUGGACGCCCACUGCGAGUGCACCACCGGCUGGCUGGAGCCCCUGCUGGUGCGCAUCAAAAUGGACAGGAGGACAGUGGUGUGUCCCAUCAUUGACGUGAUCAGUGAUGACACAUUCGAGUACAUGGCCGGCUCUGACAUGACCUACGGAGGCUUUAACUGGAAGCUGAAUUUUCGCUGGUACCCCGUGCCCCAGAGAGAGAUGGACAGGAGGAAAGGGGACAGGACGCUGCCAGUCAGGACUCCCACCAUGGCUGGGGGCCUGUUCUCCAUAGACAGAGAUUACUUCCAGGAGAUUGGCACUUAUGACGCUGGCAUGGACAUCUGGGGUGGAGAGAACCUGGAGAUAUCCUUCAGGAUCUGGCAGUGUGGCGGGACGCUGGAAAUCGUGACGUGUUCUCACGUGGGUCACGUGUUCCGCAAGGCCACGCCUUACACGUUCCCUGGUGGAACUGGACAGAUCAUCAACAAGAACAACCGGCGGCUGGCCGAGGUGUGGAUGGACGAGUUCAAGAACUUCUUCUACAUCAUCUCCCCAGGCGUGACUAAGGUGGACUACGGGGACAUCUCGGCACGUAGCUCUUUGAGGCAGAGACUGCAGUGUAAGCCCUUCAGCUGGUACCUGGAGCACAUCUACCCUGACUCUCAGAUCCCACGUCACUACUACUCACUGGGGGAGAUUCGUAACGUGGAAACAAACCAGUGUUUGGAUAACAUGGCACGAAAGGAGAAUGAAAAAGUGGGGAUAUUUAACUGCCACGGCAUGGGAGGCAACCAGGUGUUCUCGUACACGGCCAGUAAGGAGCUGAGGACCGAUGACCUGUGUCUGGACGUCUCCAAGCUAAACGGCCCGGUCAUGAUGCUCAAGUGCCACCACCUCAAAGGCAACCAGUUGUGGGAGUACGACCCUCUGCGGCUGACCCUGGUGCACGUGAACAGUAACCAGUGCUUGGACAAGGCCUCGGAGGAGGACACGCAGGUGCCCAGCGUGAGGGACUGCAGCGGCAGCCGCUCCCAGCAGUGGCUGCUCCGCAACGUCACACUCCCCGAGAUGAUCUGAGCGCGUGCGCACGUGCACACACACGCACGUGCAUGCGCGCCACCCGCGCCCGACGCCGGGGAGACAGGGUGACGAAGGAGAGCGAGAAAGAAAGGAAGAAACAGAGAGAGAGAGAGAGUGGGAGAGAUUUAGGACUGAGAUGUCUUGAACUCCUCUUUUUUUUUCCCCUUCGGUGAUGGAAGAACAGAUCAGCCCAUUAUUUCACCCGAUAGAUGAGAGAGACGGAGAGAGAGACUCUGUCGUUCGGUCGCUGCGAAGAGAGAGACAUCAGUUUGGUGCGCUCAUCGUCCUCCACAGAGGAGCAUAUCAAUUAUGUUUACGAGACAGCCUUCCUUUCUGUUUGUGUGUGUCUGUAUGUGUGUGUGUGUGUGUGUGUGUAAGAGGUGGUAAUGUUUGCUGGAGUGUGUGUGCAUGUGUGUGUGAGAUGAGAGCGGAAGAGUCUCUUCCUUCGGUAUUUUUUAUUUAAACCUUUUUAACAUUUCAGAAGGAGAAGAGUGAGCAGAAAUGAAGCGUGUGUGUGUGUGUGUGUGUGUGUGUGUGUGUGUGUGUGUGUGUGUGUGUGUGUGUGUGUGUGUGUGUGUGUGUGUGUGUGUGUGUGUGUGUGUGUGUGUGUGUGUGUGUGUGUGUGUGUGUGUGUGUGUGUGUGUGUGUGUGUGUGUGUGUGUGUGUGUGUGUGUGUGUGUUGGUGAGAUGCUAUGGAGACAUGCUCAUGAGAUGGACUGUGCAGGCCCCCAGUGGACCCCUCCACUGUGCGAGGGCCAGCGGGGGAGCUGAAGGACCUCCACACCAGAGGAACGGCUCCCCCUGUUGCUGGCACGCAGAACUGCUGACCGGGUGACCUCACCUGUCAAUCAAACUCGAAUCCGCAGGGAGGACCGCCCCAACCUGAGGAACUCAAAAAGCGCGUUGAUCAUCAGUUAAUCAAUCAAGCUAAAAUCACUGAUCAUUACACAAGGUGUCAGGCUCUGGCCAGGACUAGGAUGAACAAAGUGGCUGGACGGGAUCUCUUCCAUAUUCAUGUGGAUGUUUGUUUUUUUGAACUUGCAGCAAAGAGGUUGUUCUUUUUUUAAGUUACUGAUUUGGUGUUGAUGCCAGUGCCACAUAAGUGCUCAUAGUUUUGAUUUCAAGUGUUGACGUUGAGCUUCUCUGUUUACCUGUUUUGUUUUGUAUUGAUUUGUGGCCUGUGUCUUUGCCGAUGUGUGUAGCACGUAAACACUUACACACACACACACACACACACACACACACACACACACACACACACACACACACAUGCGUGCACACAGACACACAUACACAGAGAGGUCCGUGUCUUCCAGGUGACCUUAGCACUUCCCUCUUAAAGUCAAUUACUCAACUGUUAGACUUGCUGUCAUAUCAUUUAUUAUCACCAUUACGGAAACAGUGUUUGCAUGUUUUCUCUCUGUGUGUGUGUGUGUGUUUGUGUGUGCGUGUGUGUGUGCACGUGCACGUGUGCGCACACAUUCAUUCAAGGGCGCAUGCGUGAAUGUGUGUGUGUGUCUGUGUUUGUGCAUACACCAUGGACUGAUCACUCUAAAGAGAUUCAAUCUUUACCUUUUUUCCGUUGAUAUUUCAUUUUGGUUUACUUUGUGUCAUUCUUUGUUUGUUUACAUGUGUGUGAGUGAGUGAGUAUGCAUGUGUCUGUUUUUUCUCAUAUCUGCCCUGUUUGGCACUCACAGCAUGCGUUGUGGUGUGGACAUGUGGGUCUGUGGGAGUGAGCUUAUGAGUGGAUGACUAGAUACGUAGGUGGACGUCUGCUGUCCUCCCCCCCGACCUCUCGUGACCUCUCGUGACCUCGCGCGUGUAUGAGGAGCACCCCCGCGCACAGCUCUUCCUCCGACGGUCUCCUCUUCCUCCUCUGAACUCUCUGUUGCCCCGUGAGACUAAAGCUUGUUACGCCGCCGCUCCGCGGAGCUUUAUUUUAUCAGCACUGAGAUGUGAGACUGUUCAAAGCCCCCACUUCUCUCAGAAGGAAAAAAAAUCUCUUCAAUCUUAAAGAACAGAACACUCCGUAAGAGUGACUGGCUGUGAAAUCAGCCGAAUGGUACUCGUCGUUGUAGCUUUUUGAAAUGUUAAACAUAUUUCUACUUUAGAAAUGGCAUUAUUCUAAUGAUUCACAUGGGCUGAUGCCAGUUGACGUGGCGCGGGACGGUAGAAGUGGUUGCAGUCAGACGAGAGGCUGGACAGGAAUGUCAGGAUGAAGGGGACAGGGGAAAAACCAUGAUGUCACACUGACGCAGCAGAGGCGCAGCCUGGGGAGGAGCAGAUCAAGGUUGUGCCAGGAGCCAGGGAGGCAGGAUCCCUCUGACUUGGCUCAGCUGACAAGGUCCUGGAGGUCAAGUGAUAGCAGUUUGCGCAGUUUGCGCAGUUCCCUCCCCCCCUCCCCCCCACACACACACAAUGACGUCAUGGUCUUUCAUUUCAGUCCUGUGUGUUUUGUGGUUUUGAACAUCGCUGUUGGACAUUUUUGGCACUUACAAGUAAAUACAAACUGUACAAAAUAGACAGAAUGACAGAGUGACCCUGGCUUUCAGGACGAGUAUGACACUCAUGUAGUUUUUGCCACUGACCACACUGACUUCAAUGGUGCCAUUUAGAACUAUGAUUUACAAAGCAAACAUGGCAGCAUCCAGUGUGUUUGUUUCAGUGACUGGCCCUGUACUUUACUACGUAGAUGCUAACGCUACCGCUAAUGCACAGCUUCCUCCAAUCUAAUGAUACCUCCGUGCUUCAGACAGCCCACCGCCCCCGUACAUCUCCACUCGUGUGCGCAUGAGUGUGUGUGUGUGUCUGUCUGUCUGUCUGUGUGUGUGUGUGUGUGUGUGUGUGUCUGUGUGAAUGUCGAGUGUGUCUGUCAUAGUUUUUUAUAGGAAAUGGAGGGAUGUGUUGAAGAGGUAGGAAGAGGAGAUGAUUGAGGAGUGCUCUCUGGGCUGGAGUGAUCCACGGGCUGGAGAAAUAAAAACGUUUACACAACAUUCCGGAGUC